Molecule: messenger RNA, 7305 nt
Organism: Thamnophis elegans (Western terrestrial garter snake)
Lineage: Eukaryota; Metazoa; Chordata; Lepidosauria; Squamata; Natricidae
Gene: PLXNC1
Product: plexin C1
Exons: 31
Coding region: 109-4683 (1524 amino acids)
Biological process (GO): regulation of cell shape; regulation of cell migration; negative regulation of cell adhesion
Cellular component (GO): semaphorin receptor complex
Molecular function (GO): protein binding; semaphorin receptor activity
Source: RefSeq, a predicted model, not a curated record
UUGCUCGUCCGAGGGGUGGGGCGGUGCCGCAGCUGCUGGCAUGUCCGUGGUAGCGGAGCCUCUCCCGCUAGUCGAGGAGCCCUAGGUAGCCGGGGCAGACGGGGGACCAUGGUCCGAAGGUCGGGGGGCACGAGAAGGUAUCUAGCACGCCGUGACCCUGGGAGCUCGGCGUUGGCCGCGCCGCCGCCGCCGUUGCUGCUGCUGCUGCUAGCCUGGGCUGCGGCGGGAGCCCGAGGUCAGGGGCCCCUCGAGUUCCCUCACGCCGUUGCCAACCUGGCCGUGAGCGGGGAGCGCUUCCUGGUGGCCAGCGGCAACUGCUGGUACGAAGUGGCGCCUUCGCUGGCGUGGAAGGAGAAGCGCUUCUGCGAGAAGUCGGGCACGUCCUGCGGGGAGUCGGUGGCCUCGGUCAACAAGCUGCUGCUGCCCUUCAGUCGCGACCGCCUGCUCACCUGUUGGACUCAGCCGCAAGGCGUCUGCCGUCUGCAGAACCUCACCGAUGUCAGCUUGAACUUGAACGAGACGUUGGGCGAGGAACUGGUGACCUACGCGUCGGAAAGCGCGGUGGUCGGGUUGAUGUAUUGCGAGGACGACAAGGACUCACGUUGGUCGCUGGUCGCGGCCACGACCCAUAAACUGAACAACUGCCCCGAAAGCCCCCCGAAGAGCCACGCCAACAAGGCGGUCUUCCUCAUAAAAGAAGGUGAGAAACACGUGGCCGAAAACAGGCAAGUGGCCAUGAAGAACGUCUACAACCUGCACUUCGAGGAUGCCUUUCGCUGGCAGAAGCACUUCUUUUUCCCUUAUCAUAACAAUGACAGCAUGCAGGCCAAGAUGCUCAUCGCUCUGUACGAGCGAAACACCUUCAGGCACAAUAGCCAGAUCCUGCGAUGUGGCGGCAAGACCAAAAUUCUUUCCUCGGCGUACCUGGAGCAACGCGGGCUCUGGGCCGGGAUUUUCGGCUCAGCUUCAAGUCCCGCCACCCCGACUUCCACGGGCCUUUGCAUCUUUGCUCUUGAAAAGCUGCUGGAGAAUGCGAAUAACUGCAAGUUAAGACAGCCCCCCGCUUCCGAGUUCAGUUCGGAAGACGAUGCUUCAGACAAUUGUAUAAAUCUUACGUGGCCAAUCAAGAACUCAAUUUCUCUGAGUCAUUUUAAUUUGGUUUCAGUUUAUGCCACUGUGGUUCUAAACAAGACUGUUUUAUUUUUAGGGACAGGAAAUGGGCAGCUAUUGAAGAUUGUUCUUGAUGACGAACUGAAGCCAAAUUGUCCAGAAAUUUUAUAUGAAAUUAAGGAAGAAACACCCAUUUUCCAUAGGCUUGAACUUGACCCUACAGAUCAGAAUUACAUCUAUCUACCAUCUAAUAAUAUGAUCAGGAGAAUACAGGUUGCAAAUUGCAACAAAUAUAUUUCCUGUAGAGAUUGUUUAUCUGCAAUGGACCCACACUGUGGAUGGUGCCACACAAAGAAAAGCUGCACUUUAAAAGGAGAAUGUUCAUUUUCUAGUAACUCACCUAACUGGGUAAAUAUUUCAUACGGCAAAGAUAAGUGCCUGAAAAUCCACACUUCUGAUAAUCUUCACUUCAAAAAUAAUAAGAUUCCUGUGACAGUAGAUGUAAAUUCUUUUGGUCUUUCUGAAUCACGUUCCCGUUGCAGGAUGUUAAAUGCAAGGACCAAUGAAAUUCUUUGUGAUGUGAAUCAACACCAUCUCAAUUGUUCCUGUGAUAUAAAUUUUAAAGAUCUAUCAGACAAAGUUCAAGUGUUAUUCAUCUCAGGAACUUGGAAUUUAUCAGAAAUAUUUGAAUUUGACAUCUGUUCCUUAUCAAAAACAUGCUCAAAAUGUAAUCAUACGCACUGCAUCUGGAAUGCUGGAGAAAAAAAAUGUGUUGCCUCUACUAUGACUUGUGCCAAAAAAAUUGAUUGUAGUAGCACUAUCAAUGCAUUAAACAAAAAAGAUCGUUCAGCAACAUCAAAGCCUAUUAAAAUUAUUUCCAUUGAACCAAACUACGUGUCAACAUUAGGUAAACCUGAAGUGCUGGUUAUAGGAGAAAACUUUACAAAAUCAAAUUUUUUGAUGGAGAUAACUGGAACUAGCAGCUGCCAACGAGAUGUAGGAUAUGUUACUAAAGUGUUAAAUGGCACACACAUGAAAUUCUGUUUACCACCAAGUCGUAAAGAAGUCAAGAGCGCAUGCAUAAAGGAAGACGGAUUUGAAUGUUCUGCCUCUUUUCCACUACAUUACGUCUCUUUUCCAUCAUGCACUAAGAUCCUUCCAAAUAUUACUUGGAUGAGUGGAGGUCGCAAUAUGACUAUACAUGGGAAAUAUCUAAAUAUCAUAGAUGAAGUUAUUUUAAGUGAUUUCCCACAAAGCAUAAUGCAAUUUACUUGCCAUAAAAAUAGUUACGAAUGCAGUUUUACAACCCCAGCUAUUAAGAUGGAAAAAGGAUCUAAGAUUAUUAACAUUAUUUCUAAAGUUGAAAAUAUUAAUAUAUCUUGCGGUUACUUUCAAUAUUAUCCUGAUCCUGAAUUUAUUCAUUAUGAACUAAUAACUGAUUUGGAACCUGACCUGGAAUUGAAAAUACAUAAAACUAAAGACAACUUAAAUCUUUCUAGACAUGAACUUGAGGUUUUCAUUUCUGAUGAGAAUCUGGUCAACAUAACAUUCAGUGUCCAAAAUAUUUCAAAUACAGCUACUCGUAGCAUAAUACACUGUAGAGCUAAGCAGGAAAAAACUCUUACCAGGAAGAUUAAUAAGUCAAACGUGAAAGUUUAUGUUAAGGUGGGGAAUUUUGUGCAUGAAGUUCCUAAUGAAAACAAAAACUAUCCAUUCCUCUACAUUCUUUUGUUAAUCCCGAUAGUAAUUGCGGUUUUUUUAGUUGCCGUUUUUGUCACCCAGCGAAAGUCCAAACAAUUAAAUCAAAAAUUGAGUGAACAUCUGGAGCUCUUGGAAUGUGAACUUCGCAAAGAAAUACGGGAAGGAUUUGUUGAACUACAAGUUGAAGAAUUGGAUAUAGUUGAUAGCUUUGGAACAAUUCCAUUUCUUGAUUAUAAACAUUUUGUUCUUAGGACAUUUUUUCCAGAGGCUAUAGGUAUUUCGUCUAUGUUUAUUGAAGAUUCUAAUGAACCUCUAAGCAAAGACCAGGGUCUCUAUGCAUUAAUUUGUAACAAGAAAUUUCUUGUUACUCUGAUUCACAUUCUUGAAAAACAGAAAACCUUUGAUAUAAAAGAUAGAUGCUUGUUUGCAUCUUUUUUGACAAUUGCACUACAGACCAAUCUAGUCUAUUUAACUAAUAUUCUAGAAAUUUUGACAAAAGAUUUGAUGGAGCAGUCUAGCAAUAUGCAACCUAAGCUGAUGCUAAGGCGCACAGAAUCAGUAGUAGAAAAGCUACUUACAAACUGGAUGUCAGUUUGCCUUUCUGGUUUCCUUCGGGAAACAGUUGGGGAACCAUUCUUUUUAUUUGUAACAACUUUAAAUCAAAGGAUUAUCAAGGGUCCUGUGGAUGUAAUAUCUUGCAAGGCCCUAUACACACUAAAUGAAGACUGGUUAUUGUGGCAAGCACCUAAAUUCAGCACAGUGGUAUUAAAUGUUGCCUUUGAAAAUAUCCAAGAAAAUGAGUCCAGUGGCACUACUCAGAAUAUCCAAGUUAAAAUAUUGGAUUGUGACACCAUUGGGCAGGCCAAAGAGAAGAUCUUACAGGCCUUUCUGAACAAGAACGGAUCCCUCUAUGGUCUCCAGCUAAGUGAAAUGGGCCUGACUCUUGAAUCAGGUUCCCAAACAAAAGAACUUCUUGAUGUAGAUGGUUCCUCCGUGAUUUUGGAAAAUAGAGUUACUAAACUGAACACCAUAGGCCAUUAUGGGAUUUCAGAUGGAGCAACAAUUACAGUAUUUAAGAAGAAACAAGAUAUAUCAGCUGAUGGAGAAUAUUCUGAGGACUAUUGCCAUCUGAUAUUACCAGAUGCAGAAGCAGCCAAAGAAACCCAGAAUGCAAACAAUAAAGGAAAACAAAAAUUUAAAGUCAAAGAAAUGUAUCUGACUAAACUUCUCUCUACUAAGGUUGCUAUCCACUCAACUGUUGAAAAGCUCUUUAGAAGCAUUUGGAAUUUGCCCAACAAUAAAGUCCCAGUUGCUAUUAAAUAUUUUUUUGAUUUUCUGGAUGCUCAGGCUGAAAAUAAAAAAAUUACAGAUCCUGAUGUGGUUCAUAUAUGGAAAACCAACAGUCUGCCUCUUCGAUUCUGGGUGAAUAUUCUGAAGAAUCCUCAAUUUGUCUUUGAUAUUAAAAAGACUCCACAUAUAGAUGGCUGCCUGUCAGUCAUUGCACAAGCAUUUAUGGAUGCAUUUUCUCUGUCAGAGCAACAUUUGGGAAAGGAAGCACCAACAAAUAAACUUCUGUAUGCUAAGGAUAUACCACUCUAUAAAGAGGAAGUUAAAGCUUUCUAUAAAGCAAUAAAGGAUUUGCCUCCACUGCCCAGAGCAGAGCUGGAAGAAUUUUUAAUUCUGGAAUCACAGAAACAUGAAAAUGAGUUUAAUGAGGCUGAGGCUUUGAAUAAAAUUUACCAAUACAUAGCAAGAUACUUUGAUAAGAUACUGAAUAAAUUAGAGACAGAACGAGGAUUGGAAGAAGCUCAACAGCAACUGUUAAAUAUAAAAAGUUUAAUGGAUGAAAAGAAAAAAUGCAAAUGGGCUUAGGAAUUUAAUUUUAUAAUUGCUGCUGUUAUGGAACCAAAUUCAAAAUAUUGGCCAAUUAAUUCUGUCCACACAAUCAACAACGGAUGCCCUCAGAUUGGAACAGACAUUUUCAGAUGUGUCAACAAAGUGGAACCUGGACUGUGAUGUAUAUCUGACUGCUGCUGGCAUCUGAAGCAAUCUCUCUAUGCAGAUCUUCCCUCCUAUACAGAUACAAUCAAGUAUUUUUUUGCAUUAAAAACAACCUUAAAUACAGAUCUUAUAUAAACAAACUGGUUGAGUUUAGUUCACAAAUUUAUCUAAUUUCUAUGCUGUCACUGAGCAGCAAUUUAUGUGCCUUAAAAGACAUCUCAGUUGGUUUCUGAUAAGCACAAAUAUAUUUUCUUGUUAUUCAUAGUCUGAGCAUCAAAAUUAGAGAACUUUCAACUGCUACAUGGUUUUAUAACGAAGUGCAGAUUUUUAACUUCCUCCAAUUAGUUGCACAUUGUGGCAAAACUAAAAGUGAUGUGGGACUGAAAUGGACGGGAAGAUUUCCACCCAGCACAUUGAUACAGCAAUGCAAUUCACCUCUUGAUAACAUCAGUUUCAUAUCCAGCUCUAUCGCUGAAAAUGUCAUGGACGUAUCCAUGUAAGUUUCUUGACAUGAUAAUGAAAGGGUUUGCAAAAGACAGUUUCCUUAUCUUUCGAACACAAAUCUACACUUCAAAAUUCUUCCAUCACUGUAUCUGCAAUUUUUAAAAAUGUAGCUGGCAGCCUUUCCCAUCUGUAUUUUCAUUAGUAUAUUGUACUGUAGCAUUGUAAAUAUAAGGGCAAAAAUGAAAUUUACAAAGAGGGUUUUUUAAUAACUGAAGAUUCAUAAAUGUAUCAUAAUUUUAUUAUUGACUAUAAAGUAAAUAUGAAUGAGGGCAUCAAGUAGAUGUAGGCUCUUCCACUCAGCGUCUAUGCCUUCCCUGAAAUUGGAAUAUCAAUUUUCUCAGCUAUAUUUUAUAGGGCCCUGCAGUGUCUGCAUUUGAAGGAAAAAGCAUAUUAUCUGCAACUCCUUCAGGAAGUUGUAUCUUUUCCUGGGAUUGGGGUGGUGCACCAAAGUUAUACCAGAAUCCAAGGAAUAGAUAGGUUUGGUGUAAGGAGUGCUAUAUACACACUCUAAACCAUGGGUGCCAAACACGCAACAUCACAUCAUCAUGUGAUGUAUUAUGACUCCCCCCCCUUCGCUAAACCAGAGGUGGGCAUGGCCAGUGCGUGACACAUCCAUCCUGUGGGCUCAGAGUUUGACACCCCUGCUCUAGAGUCUCUCCUUGCCUUCAAAUAUAAAUGCUCUAAUAUUGAGAUUUCCUUGGUUGCCUAUCACAUCCUGUUCAGAGUAAUUUUUACAGGCAACACAUCAGCAGAAAAACUUAAAAGUGCCUCAAAUAGCAGGUUUUGGUCCGAUUACUUCUUGCUAGGAAAAUUCUAAUGACAUUGGCAAGAUUAACUAGCCAUUAUAGGCUGAGGAUUCUCUAUGGCGAAGGUGCAGAACUUUGGCAACUUUUAGACUUGUGGAUUCCAACUCCCCAAAUUCCCAAGCCAGUAUGGUUAGCUUGCUCUGCAAUAUACAAAUAGAUGUGUUCUAAUACAGGGAUCCCCAACUCCCGGGCUGCAGACUAGUACCAGUCCUCAGCCCGUUGGAAACUGGGCAGCGCAAACAGUAGGCGAGCACAUGAAGCUUUAUUUGCGCAUGUACGGAAUUAAGUUGCGUGCUUGAAACCAUCCCAGGCUGCCAUUGCCAGUCUGUGAAACCAAAAAGGUUGAGACCACUGUUCCAAUAGAUAGGAAAAUGGAGGAAAAAGCUAUUUUUACAUUGUUUCUUCUAAGGUGUAGACAGAUAGAGAAGAGACCUGUAAUAUUUUUCACUAAAUACAUUUAUGUAAAAAUAAAAAACAAAGCAUUAAGCCGAUAUUGUUUUUUCCUUUUUUCAGAAAAUGUUUUACAUCAUAUGGAAAGUAGAUUUUAGAAAAUUAAAAGAAUAUUAUGCAUAAUGUGAUGUAUUUACCAACAGGUGCUGAACAUUUCUCCCCAAAAUAAUUACCUAUUAAUUAUUGGAUGAGUAACAUAGAAAUGAGCGAAGCAUACAACUGAAUGUUACGUAGCAUGGAUGUCUCUGAAGGUUAGACCAGAGCUUUCCAAACUAAAUCUGUUCAGAAAUUAUACAAUGAAUUUGUAUGUUCCCAUCACACAAUUAAAAUGAUUACAUUGGGAUCAGAGUUGGGCAAGAAAUAAGUAUAACAUUUUAAAAAGUUAACAUUUAGUUUUGAUAUCAAAUAAAACCAUAAUAAAACUAUACAAGAGGGUUUCUUUGAAAAUAAGCAAUCCCUCCCUCCCCACACUUACAGCUGUAUUUUUAACGGGAAAGGGAAGGACUUGCUGACUUUACUUCCUGAAUUCAGUUUCAUUUUGAAGAGAAUUACUCUUAUUCAGCAGUCAGGAAGGAAAGGGGGUGAUGGUGGUUCUAAACCAGCUUGAAUUAAACACUUGCACAACACUGACAGAUGUAAGUCGCUUUCAGAAUAUCUGCCAGUUAUUGUGCCCAGGCACGAGGGCUGCUCUUUUGAAGGGCAAAAUGGUGAUGAUGGUGCUUGUGAAACAAAA